Messenger RNA from Naegleria fowleri, 1266 nucleotides. RefSeq lists its product as uncharacterized. NCBI's taxonomy places the organism in Eukaryota, Heterolobosea, Eutetramitea, Acrasida, Naegleriidae. Bases 1 to 1266 code for a protein of 421 amino acids. The record is from RefSeq and is a predicted model, not a curated record. The transcript is spliced from 3 exons. Gene Ontology annotation, molecular function: calcium ion binding.
AUGACCAAUCAGCAGCACAUUGGUGUUGAUUUGUCAUCAUCUUCUUCUGAACUAUUACUCUCCAGAACGAAUACUCGUUCUUUCUCGAUUCUUCAAAACACACCCACCACUUCACAGGCUCCUCUCCUCAUUGAUGAUGUGAUUGAAAUUAAAAUCAUAAAAGCAAAUUCUCUCAUGGCUGCUGAUUUAAACGGUUUUUCGGAUCCCUAUUGUGAGGUUUAUGUCCAUGAUGAUGAAUGUCAUGGUGAGGCUCUUCUCUCUUCUCAACCAUUGUUCUCUCAUUCUGAACAACCACCAACGACAAACGCUCACGAAAAAUCGGAAUCUCCUUCCUUUCAUUUCUCUUCUCGUUCUCUCCAUAUUACGAAUUCACCGAAUGAAACUUCCAAUCCAAAGACAAUAGUAUUUAAAACCAAUGUGAUUAAGAAGAAUUUAGAUCCGCAAUGGAAUGAAAGCUUUACAUUAAAUCCUCUUAAGGAUUAUACGGAACAAGUCUCUGUAAAAUUUACGGUCAUGGAUUGGGACCGAUUUUCAAAGGAUGAUUUUCUCGGAUCAGCCUCUCUUGUAAUUACAAACAAAUUUCAAGCCAAUACGGAACACGUGGUAGAUUUAAAAUUGGAAAAUAGUGAAAAUAAGGGAACACUCACAGUCUCAUUCAAGAUUCAUCGUUCACGAGAUAAUAUUAAGGUCGCCCGAUUGCGAGAUGGAAUGGUCAAUCAAGCACAACAAUUUAAGGUUUUUAACUUGUCUUCACUGUCAGCGAGUAAUGAUAGGAAUCAUGUUGUUUCAGUUCCCAUUCCAUUAUUGGAAUAUCAAAUUGUUCAGCAUGAUGGUUCGUUGUUACAGAUUGAGACAACAUUUAGUGCUCUCAACAAUGCAUCUCAGAACAUGUUACAAACUGUGCCCGAUUCAUUCACCAUUCAAUUUCAUGAUUUACAUGGAAAUUAUGAAAAUGAAAAGAAUACAUUUAUUGAGAAUGAAAUUGGAAAAUUACAAAAAGCAUCUUCCAAGUUUCAAGUCAUUGAAAAGAAUGUCGAUAUCACUUCAAGCUAUGGCAAAAUUUUUAGAACAAGUCGUAACGAGAGUGAAAUUCAAGCGGUCCAUUCUUUCAUGUAUCAAAUCAACGAUAACAUAGUACAUGUGACAUGUGUACAAUUUCAUGUGCACUAUUUGAUUACAGUUAUUUAUUCUUCACGGCAAUACGAUAUGAGUAUAGAGAGAGAUUUACAACUGCAAUACAUGCUUACGAACAUGAAUUUAAUGUAG